Messenger RNA from Salvelinus namaycush (lake trout), 3754 nucleotides. Its product is annotated as ETS-related transcription factor Elf-1-like. Gene Ontology annotation, molecular function: DNA-binding transcription factor activity, RNA polymerase II-specific; sequence-specific DNA binding. Lineage: Eukaryota; Metazoa; Chordata; Actinopteri; Salmoniformes; Salmonidae. The record is from RefSeq and is a predicted model, not a curated record. Gene Ontology annotation, cellular component: nucleus. Gene Ontology annotation, biological process: cell differentiation; regulation of transcription by RNA polymerase II. The transcript is spliced from 8 exons. Bases 717 to 2072 code for a protein of 451 amino acids.
AGAGAGAGAGAAAAAAAAAAUAAGACAGAACAGAAUAAAGAACGUGAUAAGAGGAAGGAAUAUAAAUAGUUGCUGGUUGUAAGAGGCCUUGGCUCAGCUUGGCAGACAUUGUUUUUGCCCUGGGUCUUCCUAACAGACUGUUGUUCUACCAGCAGAGUUUAGAGAGCCCUGAUCAUGUGAUUCUGUUCAUUGUCUGCACUUUGCUCAAGGGUAAGACCACAGGACCGUUGGACCUACACUUCCUCAUCGAGAGUAGAAACCGUGAAGAAGAGAAAACAAGUAACUAUGCUCUUGUUCAGCAUUUCAUCUACGGACCGUCUACUGAGGAGGCCUGCAGGAUUUUAUCUCAACAAUUUUACCAAGUAGCCAAGCCAAGCCAACACUCACUCUUCUGAGAGGUCUAGCCACUGCGCUGGAGUGAGCAACUAGUUAGCUAGCCAGCUAUUUAAUUUAGCCAGUUUAGUCACUGUGCUGUUAUUCAGCCAUGCGGUUGAAGGUCACUCAUCCUCAGAAGGACCUGUGAAAGGCCACGGACACAGAAAAGAACGGGGGGACGCUUUGGAUACAACUUACUCUGCUCUGGAACUUAUGAAACACAGAACCUGUGAUUUGACACUUAUAACUCAUAUCCGGUGCUCUGGGACCUAAAAACUUGGACAUCUAACGUGGAAUGCUAGGAUGAAGACAUCGUAGAGCUGCCAUCAGAGACUUCUGCGAUGUCUGCCAUGCUGCAGCAGACGGAACUCAUCUUUGAGUAUGCCAGCGACCGCGUGAAUAAUGGACUACAGCUGGAUGAGCACUUGGCCUCUCCUGCAGUGAUAGUGGAGCAGGUCCCACACUCCCACCUGCUCUCCUACUCAGGCCUGGCCUGUGAGCAGACACACACAGACGACUGCCUGCUAACAACGGUGGAGGGGAGUGAGAGUGGCGAUGAGGAAACCAUGGAAACACUGGUGGCAGCUGAGAAUCUCCUCAACAUGGACUCCCCCGACUCCCUCUCUCUGGACCAACAGCACUACACCCAGCUGUACGUUCCCUCCCUGGGUGAUGUCAUCACAUCGCCCGUUACCCACCAGUUGAUGGUGUCAGUAGAGGACAUUGUGGGAGCUCUGAGCCAGCCCCAGUGGGUCACGCUGCAGAGGGAGACGGUUGCCGAGCAACCAAAGAAGAAGAGAGGUAAGAAAUCCAAAAGGCCUGAAUCUCCCACACCGGACAUCACAUUCAAGAGGGGAAAAUACAGCAAAGGUAACACUCUGUAUCUGUGGCAGUUCCUGAUUGAGCUUCUUCAAGACCGUCAGGCCUGUCCCCGCUAUAUCAAAUGGACCAAUCGGCAUGCAGGGAUCUUUAAGCUGGUCAACUCUAAGGCUGUGGCUCGACUCUGGGGAAAACACAAAAACAAACCAGACAUGAACUAUGAGACCAUGGGCCGAGCUCUCAGGUACUACUACCAGCGUGGGAUCCUGAACAAGGUGGAGGGCCAGAGGCUGGUGUACCAGUUUGCUUCCCUGCCCAAGGACAUGGUCUUCAUCAGUGGUGAUGAAGACCAGGAGGACCAAGGCAAUCAUGAGGAUGAUGAAGACGUUCCAGAGGAAAGCCCGCCCUCCAGCGACCAAUCCCUGGACGAUUUAGCGUCCUACGAGCAUUCUUUCCCUCCUCCUCCCCCCUCCUCUAGACCAGGUUACCAAAGGUCCAGACAGACCAGCAGUAGUCCGGCAACAGCCCAGUGGCACCAACCCGGCCCACAAUCCGAGUCCCGAUCCCCAGCCCAGCGCAGAACAGUUCUUCGACCACUGGGAUGCAGUCUGAUCCAGCAGCAGCACCUGCCUAUAGUCUCAGCUGAGAUGCUGCGCACCCUGCAGAACGUGCAGUCUCUGCAGCCCGGUCAGCACGGGUCGGUCUUCAGAACCGCUCAGCUGCUGGGGAGUAUGUGUGAGAGACAGGCUGCUACUGCAGAACAGACCACCAGUCAGAUAGUGACUCUGCAGUUACAACCCGUGACCUGCCCUGUCAAGCAGGGGAAGCUGGAGGUUGAGACAGAGGAGGACCUAGACUCAGGACUGACCAGGGAGUAGGAUGCCUCGACAUCUGGUCAGUGUCGGUCGCUGUCAUCUCCUCCUAGUCAAGACGACUACAGAGGACAGUGAUUGAAAAGGGAGACCUCUGAGAACGAUGAUGGACAGAUGUGAUGUAAAUUUGAUAUAUUUUACAGAUGUGACAGAUCUGAAUAGUCUUUGUCUCGCACUCUUACAUUCCCUUAUGCACCAGAGCCAUUUUUACAGAGAGUUAACCAAACGGACUUCCAUGUUGGCACCAAACACUCCAUGACGAUAACAUUCUAAUAGGCAUUCUAAGUAGAAUGUCAUUGUCUUAGAACUCUUGGUACCAACAUGGUGGCCAUUUGAAUUCUCCACCAAAGACGAUAGACGUGCACCGGAAUCUACAGCCACUCUGCAGAACAUCCUGCGAUACUCUCUCUGUUUGCACUACAGUGGAGCUUGCACACUGUGCUUUUUUCUCUCUAUUUUCUUUCCUCUGCCAUGAUCAAAGCUUUGCACGAAUGUUAACUCUUCAUGUGCCAUUUAUUUGUCCCCACUCUUACUCUCGCCCACCAAAGUGCCUAAAAUCUUCAAACAAUUCUGUUCCAGCUUUCACGAAAGACAGCCUUGAUCUGUAGCACGCUAGCUACUGCAUAUUGCGCCUAAACAUUGUUUUAUGUCUGUGGCAUUUGAUGAUCUUCAACGCAAACACACACUCACGCUGUCACACACAACAGUAGAAGACACACCAUCAGUGCUUGUGGUAAACGUGUCGUAGCUGAUCUGUUCAGGGGAUACAUUCCAUAGAGAUUAUUAUGACUGUUAACUUUCCAAUGACGGCUACAGGCUUUACAUUCAUGUUUUCAGAAAAGAAUACAAAUCCAAAUCAAAAAGGAUUUUCUGUGUAAUCUUUGCAGCAGUACUGUUGGCUUUGAGAUUAAGAAGCAUUAAUGUUGACAGGGUGCCUGAUAACUUCUCUCUGGCUUUUUGAAAAGUGUGAAAGUACUUCUGCCAGAGUCAGUAAUGUUCUAUUGACACUGAUCUAAAGUCAGUUUUGUGGUGUUCCCUGGUUAUUAUUUGGUGAUUGUAAACUGAUCCUAGAUUUGCCCCUAUGGGCAACUUCUACCCAGUGCCCUUCUGACAGACAGUCCUGUUAGCAUUCCAGAUAUGCUGUAGUAGCUAUGACUGUGCUUUCUUGGACCAUAUGCCUUGAUUUUUUUGUUGUUGUGUGUGUAUAUAUUUUGUUUUUCUGUCAGUUGUCUCAGGUUUGUAUGCGUUUUUAUUUCUGCACACAGUAUAUAUGGUCCCAGUUCCCAAACGUUCUAACUCAUCUGUAAAGAGGGAAGAUGAUGUUGCUCUUUUGGCCUAGACUCUGAUCUAUAGUUAGUUUUGCUGUUCCUACGAGGAUCCUCUAUCUAAUGCCUUGCAAAGCCGUAAGACCUUGGCUCCUAAUAAAAAGCAGAUUGUUCAUAUGCAAUCUUUUCCUUUGAUAAUAUUGCCUCAUGCUUCUCUGAUUUAUCUGGAAGGCUUUGAUAUAUUUGUUAUUGUUAUAUUGUGUGAAGAAACUUGGUUAAAAUGUAAUUGUGGAAAUGCUGUACCAGGCUUUUAUACUAUCAAUUUAUUGAUGUUCAUUCGGAUGUUUUCAUGCAAUGUAUUAUACAGAAGUAGUUGAUAAAAGAGGAAUUAUUGUUUUCAUGAAAUAAAGUUUUAAUUUUAAA